Oncorhynchus masou masou (cherry salmon) is the source of this 1591-nucleotide messenger RNA. Its product is annotated as transmembrane protein 237B-like. The transcript has 14 exons. NCBI's taxonomy places the organism in Eukaryota, Metazoa, Chordata, Actinopteri, Salmoniformes, Salmonidae. The record is from RefSeq and is a predicted model, not a curated record. Gene Ontology annotation, cellular component: ciliary transition zone. Bases 182 to 1411 code for a protein of 409 amino acids. Gene Ontology annotation, biological process: cilium assembly.
UUUUAUUUUAAACACAGGAAGUUCCUUUUUGUGUUCUCAGUUAAAAAUCACUGUCAUGGCAAGGUCGGGUAAACAGCUUGGCAACCAACAUGCAGACGUUACAAGCUCGAAACGGUUUAACAGCUAGGUAGCUAACUAGUUAGUUCUUAACGGGGUUGUUAUAAAAGGGUAUCGAGCAGAAAUGGACACAGGAGGAUUCCAGGCACAAAACACGCGACGGAGGGACCUCCCGCCUCUUCCACAGCGUGGACAGCGUGCCCUGCCCCCCAUGUCAAGUCAAGAUACAGGUGAUGAGAUGCCGGUCCCUAAAAGCAAGAGGAAAAAGUCAAAGAGUCAGGUGGAUGGUGUUGAAAGCCCAGAGGCAGACCCAGGGGUGGAGAUGGCCCAGAUGGGGGGCCUGAGCAGUCGUAGGUCAUCUGAGGUCAUCCAGGCCUUGACCCCCGAGUCGCAGGAAGCUGCACCACAGAGAAGGAAGAAGAAGAAAAAGGCAGCGACCGUAGACCUGGAGGAUGACCAGGCUAACCUGGUGAACGGGGAUGGACUGGUCCAGAACACGGCAGGGGAAGAAGUGACCAAAAAACCCAAGAGGAAGAAGAAGUCGAAAGUGUCCGAGUACGUCAACGAGCUUGAUGUCGAGGACGAUGACAUCAUCACAGACGCUCAGCCACCCAUCCCCCAGCAUUCCCUGUUCUCUGCUCCCCUGGGACAGAGCCAGCCUGUGGGGAAGGUGUUUGUCGAGAGGAGCAAGAGGUUUCAAGCGGCCGAUCGGUCAGACAGACCGAAGCCCAGCGAUCAGGUGGACAACUUCGUGGACAUCCAGCAGAUGUGGACCACCAAGGAUGUGUCUGUUAGGGUACAUGGUGGCUUCAGGGGGAUUGGGCUGUUCUGCCACGGCUUCCUAGCAGGCUAUGCAGUGUGGAACAUCAUAGUGAUCUAUGCCCUGGCAGGAAAACAUCUCACUACUCUGCCUAACCUACUGCAGCAGUACCACAGCCUGGCCUACCCUGCACAGUCUCUCUUCUACCUGCUACUGGCUAUAAGCACGGUGUCAGCCUUUGACAGGGUGAAUCUGGCCAAAGGCGCCAUGGCUAUGAGAGAGUUUGUCACCCUGGACCCAGUUGCUCUAGCCUCUUUCUUGUACUUCUCAGCUCUGGUCCUCUCUCUCAGCCAGCAGAUGACCAGUGACCGCAUCAACCUGUACCCCAGUGCUAACGAGACCUUAUGGCCUCCUGGGUCAGAGCAACAGAUCCUGAACCCGUGGAUCAUAGUGAACCUGGUGGUGGCUGUGCUGGUGGGAAUGGCCUGGAUCUUCAUCUCCGCCAGGCCUGAGAUGGAUUACACCGAAGGGUUCCUAAUGGCUAUGGAGAUCGAGUCCUUGAGACCAGAGGAGAAAUCAGAAAUGUCUACUUGAGGAAUAUUUGUUUAAAUUUUUGCACGCACAUCUUUUUUUGUACCGUAUUUUAUCAGCCAACACAAAAUGUACAUGUUGUUUGUGGCAAUAAUCAGUUUAUUUUUGUAUGACCCGAAUGUGUGCUUGUUUUGUCAAAUGUAUUGGUUACCAUUGGAAAUAAUAAAAAUGUUAUCCCACUGA